GUGAGUUUCACACGUGGUCUUGUUUGAAAGGUUGGCGAUCAGGGGUUAAGGCACGCUAUAAGAUGGCUGUAAGCCUUUCGUCUCAUUUAAUGGGUUUCAGUGACGAUACCGUUGCGUGUUCCGUUGCCCAAAUGGAUGAGAUUGAAGAUCUGAGUACGUGCUCAGUCUGUUUUUCAGAGUAUAAUAGUGAUAAGCGAAUCGCCAAGUUUCUCCCUUGUUUCCAUACAUUUUGCCUGAAGUGCCUUAGGUCACUGUCUUCAUCCACUGUUAUAAUAACAUGUCCUCUAUGUCGGAACACAUUUACAUGCAACAAUGGUGUGGAUAACCUUCCGUCCAACAUAUGUAUGCCCUUCAUAUUGCCAAAAUGUCCAACAAAGCUGAGAGAGCUAAACAGUUGCAAAGAUCGUUGGAAUGCUGGUGCCUGUCCUGCGAGUCAGUUGCCAAAUUGUCUUGCUAUUUCAGCAACCCAAAACAUUCUCUUGUAUCCAUAAGAGGUAGCACUAUGAAAGAAGCUGAAGAUCUUCAAAAACUGA
Messenger RNA from Daphnia magna, 533 nucleotides. Its product is annotated as E3 ubiquitin-protein ligase SH3RF3-like. Bases 63 to 491 code for a protein of 142 amino acids. The record is from RefSeq and is a predicted model, not a curated record. The transcript is spliced from 3 exons. NCBI's taxonomy places the organism in Eukaryota, Metazoa, Arthropoda, Branchiopoda, Diplostraca, Daphniidae.